Molecule: messenger RNA, 740 nt
Organism: Aspergillus neoniger CBS 115656
Lineage: Eukaryota; Fungi; Ascomycota; Eurotiomycetes; Eurotiales; Aspergillaceae
Exons: 2
Coding region: 60-740 (226 amino acids)
Source: RefSeq, a predicted model, not a curated record
CUCCGAUCUCGACCCUUUCUACGAUCACUCAAGAUAUAUUACAAGAAGUCUUAUAAACCAUGAAGCUUCUUCUUCUUCUUCUUCUUCUUCUUCUUCUUCAAACUCUCCUCCUGGUCAUCUCUGCAAGGGCCUUUCUCCUGCCCCCAAACAUGUUCGAGCCAUUCCGGGCUUCAUUUGACUCCAAUAAAGAGGCCAACCAAGCCCUUGAACCCGCCACUCUACCAAUUACAUACAAGAAAUGCUACAAUCUAAUACACAUUGACCGCGGCUCCGUCCAACAAUCCGGCGGUGGACGCGGCAUGUACUGGGAACCGCUUCUUAUCGAGCAUGAUACUCUUCCAAGAACAUUCCAAGUGUGCGAAGACUACAAAGCCGACUGUCCAUCCCCCGACGGCAAUGUGACCGAUGGCGGGUUGUUCUAUCUCAGAUGGAUCUCAGAAAAUUGGGGUCCGCUAGUGAUUAGUGCUUAUCAGGACCAAGGAUCGGAACUCUGGCCUAUUAGCAUCGACAGGGACUUUAUAGCUGCAAAGGUCGACGGGGAUGAUGGCGACAAGGGGUUUGUUAGUAUUCGGGGCAACAAUGAGGGAGAGUAUAAUGGUUUGGAUAUUGUUUUUGAUAUGCCCAAUUAUGCCAUCUGGAAUGCAGAGGGUGAUGGGCCAAUGAAGUUUAGGUUUGAUGAGGUGGAAUGCAAGGGUGAUCCUACUCGAUCUCUGGAUGCUGGAGAGCAUGGGGAGUUGUGA